CGCAGUUAGCUGCUCGUCUCGUGCGGAACUCUCAAACUGGCCGAACAACAAUUAACGGCUAAAUAGAUAAACAAUCCGCAAUAGUUUUACUACUACUACUCAAGUACUGUUAAAACUCGAAAUCUUGUAAAGUAAACAAACUAAUUCCGCCAGUCGGGCGGUGUUGUGUUGCCGACCACUUUUUUUUGUGUUCAGCCGCUUGUUUUUGCCGACGCGUUUUUAAAAGCCUCGCUAAGGAGUUGAGAUAUUGCCAGAAUGCACUAAGGAGGUCCAAACAAAAUGAAGAUGCCGCAAAGAACACCCAGCCCUGCUAAUUCCGAGAUUUCGGUGGGUUCGCCCAGUCCGCCGCCUAUGAAAUCCGUCAAUAUAAAGCGUUUGCGGCACUUGAGGAGUCCUAUAACCCUGGAAAAUGGUCGACAGAAGUCAUCUCCCGUCAGGAUCAAAAGCUUUUCCAUUGCCGAUAUCCUGGGAAAGAGCAGUGAAGAAGAUCAGGAGAAAAAAGCAGAGAGAAGUACUGCUUCCACUGUUUUACCCGGAGUAUCUGCUCCUCUGGUGCUGAUCAACGAAAGAUUGCAGAUGCCAGUGGUGCAGAACUGUCCUCCGCCUGCUGCACUGCACCCCUUUCUAUCACCCGCAAUACUGCACAGUUACGAGCAGCGAUUGGCAUGGGACUACCAGCGCCAGCUGCAGGAGCACUUCCACGCCCAGGCCCACCUCCUCCGUCACAUGUCCUUGAAUCCCGCGAUCAUCGCCUCCGAGGACGGCAGUUCAGAGCGCUCGCAGAGAUCCAGCAGCAGCAAUGGCAGCACCGAUUGCUGCAGUCCCGCUCGGGUGGAAAAUCGGGAGAAGCCAACCACCCAAGAUAGUGGUGGGGAGACCCAGAAGAAGGCGCAGGAGGAACAGCCAACGGGAGCAGGCAAAUCGAAUGGGGACACCCCUCUGGAUGCCCUCUUCCAACUAUCCACCAAGAACUUUGACGAGGAACAAGAUCCCGCCACGUUGAACAUAUUUGCCACGCGAUCCAAUCCAAAGAAGAAGCGCAAGUCCCGCACCGCCUUCACCAAUCAGCAGAUCUUCGAGCUGGAGAAGCGCUUCCUGUACCAAAAAUAUCUCUCGCCAGCGGAUCGCGAUGAAAUCGCCGGCGGCCUGGGCCUCUCCAAUGCUCAGGUCAUCACUUGGUUCCAAAAUCGAAGGGCCAAACUUAAGAGGGACAUGGAGGAGCUGAAGAAGGACGUGCAAUGCGAGAAAAUAGCCGACCAGUCAGCAGAUCCCAGUCGCUCGCACCUCCCCCUCCACCAUCACCACCAGCACCCACAGAGCAUCGGAUCGGAAAAGGAUAGGGUCAGGGAUGGGGAUAAGGAUCGGGAUCGGGAGAAGGACAAGGAUAAGGAGGAGCUGCGCAUGCUGAAGCUAAUGACUCUGAUGCGCUACUCGGAUGGCAAGUUGCUCUAUUCGCAACCACCGCCACCGGAAUCGUAUUUGCCCGCUUCGUAAUUUGAAAACUACUAAGAACGAACGCUUCUUUUCGCAUCUAAUUUGCCAAAAAAAAAAUGGAAAAGCCGCCCAGUGGAGAAGGAAUUGCAAAAUUCUUGUUUUGAUAAUUCUAAUUAAAUUAUUAAAUGAAUUUAAAAAUUAUAAUCGAUUUUAAUGUAUA
Messenger RNA from Drosophila ficusphila, 1654 nucleotides. RefSeq names its product homeobox protein Hox-C9. The transcript has 4 exons. Gene Ontology annotation, biological process: regulation of DNA-templated transcription. Gene Ontology annotation, molecular function: DNA binding; DNA-binding transcription factor activity, RNA polymerase II-specific. NCBI's taxonomy places the organism in Eukaryota, Metazoa, Arthropoda, Insecta, Diptera, Drosophilidae. The record is from RefSeq and is a predicted model, not a curated record. Bases 280 to 1494 code for a protein of 404 amino acids.